Messenger RNA from Penicillium hordei, 1083 nucleotides. RefSeq names its product Glycoside hydrolase superfamily. Gene Ontology annotation, molecular function: hydrolase activity, hydrolyzing O-glycosyl compounds. The record is from RefSeq and is a predicted model, not a curated record. Gene Ontology annotation, biological process: carbohydrate metabolic process. Bases 1 to 1083 code for a protein of 360 amino acids. NCBI's taxonomy places the organism in Eukaryota, Fungi, Ascomycota, Eurotiomycetes, Eurotiales, Aspergillaceae. The transcript is spliced from 2 exons.
AUGCGCUCUUUCGUUGCAAUCACAGCUUUACUCGCUGGUCUUAGCCAGGCUGCACCCAAACAUCAAGACAGUAACAAUUACAAUCUCAAUGCCCUUGCCCAAGCUCGGGGUAAACAAUGGUUCGGAACAGCUGCCGAUAUCCCCAAGACGGAUGAGACGAACGAUGAUGCGUACCUGAAGAUUCUGAGAAGUCAGUUCGGCGAAAUUACUCCGGCUAAUGCGCUCAAGUUCAUGUAUACAGAGCAAGAGCAAAACAAGUUCAACUUCACCGAUGGCAAUUACUUCAUGGACCUAGCUGAGCGCUUCGACUCCAAAGUCCGCUGCCACAAUCUCGUCUGGAUGAGCCAGGUGUCAGAUUUCGUCACCUCCAAGACCUGGACCGCCAAGGAGCUCACUGCAGUUAUGAAAAACCAUAUCUUCAAAACGGUCCAGCAUUUUGGCAAGCGCUGCGCCUCAUGGGAUGUCGUCAAUGAGGCCAUCAACGACGAUGGCACUUUUUCAUCGAGUGUCUGGUACGAUACCAUUGGCGAGGAAUACUUCUACCUCGCCUUCCAGUAUGCGCAACAGGCUCUGUCUCAAAUCGGUGCCAAUGAUGUCCAGCUCUACUACAAUGACUACGGCAUUGAGAACCCCGGUACCAAAGCCGAUGCUGUUCUAAGACUUGUUAAGAAUCUGCGCAAGCGCGGAAUCCGUAUUGACGGUAUCGGUCUUGAGUCCCACUUCAUUGUCGGCCAGACGCCUUCCCUUGCCGAUCAGCUCGCUACUAAGAAGGCCUAUAUCAAGGCUGAUUUGGAUGUUGUUGUGACGGAACUUGAUAUUCGUGUUGCGGAGGAGCCGUACUAUGCUGCUGAUGUGCAGAAACAACAAGCUGCUGACUACUAUCUCACUGUUCAAAGCUGCCUUCAGGCUGGACGUCGUUGUCUUGGUAUCGUUGUUUGGGACUUUUCUGAUAAAUAUUCUUGGGUGCCUGAGACCUUUGAUGGUCAGGGAGGUGCAACGAUUUUCAAUGAUACCCUCGAGGCUAAACCGGCGUAUUACGCGGUGGUUGAGGCGCUUCAGGGAAAAAAGUGCACCGUCUGCUAG